AUGAGCAUAUGGGUCGAUAUCUUGAACGUGGCGACUGCCAUCGCCCAGGUCAUUCUGAGUCUCAGUCUCACGCCGGAUCUCUACAGCGUACACCGCCGCAAAGGCACCGGACAGAUGGUUGCACUUCCUCUCGUAGCAAUGGCAGUAAAUAACCGCGCAUGGAUGCUGUACGGCUAUCUGGCAGACAACAUGUUUCCGAUUUUUGCAACUCAAGCGUUCAGUCAGACCGCAGCAUUGAUCUACAACGUCAUUUUCUUCAGCUACACUGUGCCUGAAAAGCGCAAAGCUCUGUACAAACUGUACUCCCGAGCGUUCGCUGUGCACUGUAUGUUCUCCAUCUACACGAUUCUUGGAGUGUCCGGUGUCACAAACCAGACCAAGGGACAGGUUGGCGACUGGGUUGGCUACGCUGCAAUCGUCAUCAAUAUUUGGAUGUACGCGUCACCGCUGGGCACUCUGAAACAUGUGAUCGCGACCAAGAACUCUGCCUCUAUUCCAAUUAACCUGAGCGCCAUGAUCUUUGUGUCGGCGUCGUUGUGGCUUGCGUCGGGAAUCGUGGACAAUGAUUUCUUCGUGUGGGGGAUCAACGCUAUCGGUACGAUGCUAAGUUUUAUCCAGAUUGUAGUGUACUACAUCUUCAGACCAACGCAAGAGCAAGACGGGAUGAAGAGCGGAGGCGUGACGAUUGUCGUUGACAACACUAUUACAGCGACUGUCGAGAGUCCAGCGUACAAACCGAUGUCAUCCCCAAUAAUAUCUCUGAACAAGGAAGCACUCUAA
Messenger RNA from Phytophthora infestans T30-4, 780 nucleotides. RefSeq names its product MtN3-like protein. The record is from RefSeq and is a predicted model, not a curated record. Gene Ontology annotation, molecular function: sugar transmembrane transporter activity. The coding region runs from base 1 to 780 and encodes 259 amino acids. Gene Ontology annotation, biological process: carbohydrate transport. Gene Ontology annotation, cellular component: membrane. NCBI's taxonomy places the organism in Eukaryota, Oomycota, Peronosporomycetes, Peronosporales, Peronosporaceae. The transcript is spliced from 2 exons.